AUGAAAACUUCUCAAAAUGGGGGAGCUUUCCAUGCUUCUCACAUUCGUAAACGAUCUUCAAGAGGAUUUGGAUCUGGUUUGCAUACACCGGCAAACGGAAGUGGAACAUCUACACCGAUCAGAGGUGUAUCUUCUGCUUAUCUAGGUCAAAAAUUACAAAGCUUGGCUGAUUCGUUAGAAGAACGAUUGGAAGAUCAAAGCAAGAAACCCGGUUGGACGGGUAAUUGGGCACGUCAAUUGAUCGAACGUGGAUUGUGGGUAGAAGAACAUUUGGAACAAGAAUGGGAAUUACGUAAAGAUGCGAUCGGAGGAAUUGAUAAUAUGUGGAUUUUAUUAUCAAGUGUUUCUGCAUUCAAUCCUGUUUGUGCGGCAAGUUUUACUCUUAAAGGAAAGAUUGAAAUGAGCACACUCGAGGAAAAUGCAAAACGUCAAGUUGAAAUUUUUCCUAAAUAUCGUCAAAUUUUGACAAAUACAGGUCGCAAAUUUCACGGAAGUACGUUCAUUGAUGAUCCAAAUUGGGACGUCAAGCGUCAUUUGAGCACACACAGUUUACCAGAGCCUGCUGGACGAGAAGAAUUGGACGCAUUUACCGCAGAAUUCAUUGCUCGUGAUUGGGAUUUCAACAAGCCCUUGUGGGAAAUGGCAGUCAUUGACAAUUUCAAAGAGGCAGGAAACGAAGAAGGAAGUGCGUUGAUCACCCGUGGUCAUCAUAGCAUGGCUGACGGUCAAGGCUUUGUGAUGUCGCAACUUUACAUUUCAAGCUUUGGUCCUGAGCUUGAGCGUAUGUUGACAGAAGGCAAGGCGACCAUUCGUGCUGCCAGACGAGGAAAAGCACGCCCAUCCAAAUUACACAAAUCUCUCAAACCUCUUGAUCGUUAUAGACAUAUGAUCGUCUUGCAAUUGAUCAUGUUUAGUCUGUUUUGGACGAUUUGGUUGAUGGGUAACUUGAUGGAUGCAUUCAAUGCAAUCAUUCAGCUCUUUACCUUUUCGACUCAAUACCUUCUUUAUGGCUGGAGACCGUUGACGUUGACAAGUGAAUAUGCAGGCGCUCGUGUGGACAAGCGUGAAUUUGCAACGAGUGAUCGUAUGCCUAUGAGCGAUGUUCGUAAGAUGCAAAAAGCAUUCAGUGGACCAGUUCCGGGCGGAUGGUUUGAUCGUGCAUUGGGCAGAAAAGAAAGAAGUUGGUUCGGACAUUUGACAUUGAACGAUAUCUUGUGUACGAUCAUUGCAGAUGUGCUUUCGGAUGAACGUGAUCAUCAAGAAUUAGUACCUGCACCAACGAUGCGCGUGAGGUUCACAAGACUUGCAAACAAGAUCUUACCGCAACGAUUAGCACUCAUGAUCCCGAUCAGUAUUCGUCCGGUAGCAAAUUGGGAUAUGCGUAAUUGGUCAACGGGUAGUUUGGUAUUUUUGCCUUUACCCGAUUCCGGUUCAUCAAAACAACAUGGUUUACCUUUAGGUGCAAAACCCAUGCAUGCACGUUUACACGAUGUUGCCCGACGAUUAAGCGUUUUAAAAUCAGGUUUAUUACCAACGAUUUUCUUUUGGGCCGUUCAAAUUACCGGGCAAGCACCACUUUUGUUCCCGAGUAUGUUAUGGGUACCUUUUCGUCCUGUGGUAAAGUUUGGUACAGAUUUAUUGUUGGAAGCAUUUUCGGCAGUUGUUACAAAUGUGCCCGGACCACAAAGUAAAGAUGGCAUUCAAUUUGCCGAUCGUCAAGUUACUCGUUGGGCUUGUGCUCCUCCUCAAGCUGGAAAAGGUACUUUAGGAAUCGGAAUUAUCACCUAUGCAGAUGGAAUUUGUAUCACAAUCGCUGCUGAUAACGUCAAGGGUGCACCUUCUGAUGGUGUUACCCGCAGAGUUGCGCAAAAGUUUGCAACCCGUUGGGCACAAUAUUGUCAAGUGGCAGACGAUAUCCUUGAAAGAUCUUCAUCUAAUAAACAAAACCGAAAGAAGGCAUGA
This is a messenger RNA of Meira miltonrushii, 1962 nucleotides long. RefSeq lists its product as uncharacterized. The transcript has a single exon. Gene Ontology annotation, biological process: triglyceride biosynthetic process. Gene Ontology annotation, cellular component: plasma membrane. The record is from RefSeq and is a predicted model, not a curated record. Gene Ontology annotation, molecular function: long-chain-alcohol O-fatty-acyltransferase activity; diacylglycerol O-acyltransferase activity. NCBI's taxonomy places the organism in Eukaryota, Fungi, Basidiomycota, Exobasidiomycetes, Exobasidiales, Brachybasidiaceae. Bases 1 to 1962 code for a protein of 653 amino acids.